This is a messenger RNA of Diospyros lotus (date-plum), 653 nucleotides long. Its product is annotated as calvin cycle protein CP12-1, chloroplastic-like. Gene Ontology annotation, cellular component: chloroplast. The transcript has a single exon. The coding region runs from base 1 to 387 and encodes 128 amino acids. NCBI's taxonomy places the organism in Eukaryota, Viridiplantae, Streptophyta, Magnoliopsida, Ericales, Ebenaceae. The record is from RefSeq and is a predicted model, not a curated record. Gene Ontology annotation, biological process: negative regulation of reductive pentose-phosphate cycle.
AUGGCAACCAUUAAUGCCGGCGUCAGCCUCUCAGCCCCACCAAGGGUCUUGGCCAAGGCACCGGAGCCAGCCAAGGUCCAGGCCAUUAAGACGCCGUGGAUUAGGAGAAGCAACCAGCAAUUCGGGCGGGGGCUUGUCCUACGGCUUCGGCCGGUGAAAGCAGCGCCGGAAGGGCUGUCGGAGAAGGUGGCGGAGAGCGUGAAGAACGCCGAGCAGACCUGCGCCGAAAACCCGGAAAGUGGAGAGUGCGUGGCGGCAUGGGAUGAGGUGGAGGAGGUGAGCGCGGCGGCCAGCCAUGCCAGGGACAGGAAGAAGGAGUCCGACCCGCUGGAGAAUUACUGCAAGGAUAACCCAGAGACCGACGAGUGCCGGACUUAUGAUAGUUGAUCCUGCCUGCCUGCGUCAAUCAACUCCCUUUAAAUUAGUUGUUAUUUGUUGUUGAUUUGUCAUAUGUACGACGAGACCUUGUUCUAUUUCGUGUUUCAGCAAUCUGCCAUGCCAUAAUCAUACCCCUACUGUCUCCAACAGUCAGUCGAUUACCUCAUACAUAUGUCAUACCCCUAUUGUCGAUUGAUAACCUCACACAUCAUAGUACAUACAUCUAGUUUUAGUCAAUAUCUAAUAAUAAGCGAGCGAAUACCAUCAUUAAUUUC